AAACAAGCCUAUUUAGAGACGGAGGGAGUAUGUUUUAGGGUUUCUGAUUUCUCCAGUAUCAGUAGCAGAGUCUUGGAGGCGGAUAACAAGAAUGGCGAUUAGAGUAAUUUUGACCAAGAUAUCUUCUUUUGCUUCUUCGAAGACAUCAUCAUUAGGUUUCAUUGAAGGGACACAAAGGAUUCGUCGUUACUGUUGGGAUUUAGAAGGUUACCGCAGAAGAAAGAUCGAUAAGGGGGUGGAUUUGCCCUUUAAGGAGGAUGCCUCUACGGAAGAAAUGAUAGCAGCACUCAAUGCAAUGAGUUGGGAGGAUAAGUGCAAAAUUAAUUGGGACAAGUAUUCAAAAAACAAACGUCCUUUUGAGGAAACUAGGACUGAGGAUACGAAGGAAAUUGAGAGGGUAAUUUUGAAGUUGAUGCGUGAUGAGCACAAGGAGUUUGCGGGCAGUGUGGAUGAACGAAUUAGUGAUAUAGAUGAGUAGGAGAUAUGGAUGAUGUUCAAAGGAAAGGUGUUAGUUCUACGAAUAGUAUAAGGUUACUGGAUUGCACGUAUUCAAGAAUUUGAUUUCAAAUGGUCUAUUCACUAUGUUUCAGUUAUGGUAGCACCUGAGCCACAAUGCUUUGAGGAAAUAAAGAAUAAAAGCUUGCUUGCUUGUUAGUUGUUUUUGAGCUCAAAACAUUCCGACUAUGAUUUAGUAGUGUUGUUUUAAUCUUUUAGGUGCUCAUGUUGAUACUCAAAAACUAUAUAUAUAUUUAUGUUUGUUCGAUGAAGACAAACUGAGGAACUACAUUUCCAGGUUAUGUAGUCCUCGUUAUUUCGUA
Papaver somniferum (opium poppy) is the source of this 818-nucleotide messenger RNA. RefSeq lists its product as uncharacterized. The transcript is spliced from 3 exons. NCBI's taxonomy places the organism in Eukaryota, Viridiplantae, Streptophyta, Magnoliopsida, Ranunculales, Papaveraceae. Bases 92 to 478 code for a protein of 128 amino acids. The record is from RefSeq and is a predicted model, not a curated record.